AUGCAUCUGAACGCAGAUAUUUCGAGUGCUUUACAGUUGAUGGAGGACAUAAAAAAUACAGUGGACGAGUUAGGAGAUCCAAAAUUAAAAGUAAACACAUAUCCGGACCUAAAUUUACUUAUAUCAGUAUUGGAAAACCCAGUAUUUAGAAGUAUAGUCACAGUACAAGACUCUAUAAGUGAAUUAAAUCAGCAGCUAGGCCAGCAUCCAUCGAUAUUACCAGUUGAUUUUGACAUAACAGCUUCGGGUGAGCUAGUUUUAAAUGUGCCCCCAGCAGGUGAGCUUUACGAUCCAGACUAUGCAGAUGAAUACCAACCUGCUAGGGAUUUCGACGAGCAACGGGUGCCUUCAGCCCCUAUCUCCCCCGGAUCUCCUCAAGUACCACCAUUUAACACAAGCGAAAAUAAAAUAAUUCUGCUGAACAGUAAAACUCUCAAUGGAAAUCUCAACUUUUCCAACGAUGACGAUAUUAUUCACCGAUCACCUUCAGUGGGAAGUGAUGCAUCAAAAACUGGUUCCGACACUCUAUUGAACAGCGAGUGGUCUCAAGUGGAAAGUAUAGAUUUGAUUAAUGACGGCACAGGGUUAGGAUUUGGAAUUGUCGGCAUGAGAAAUAUGGGAGUUGUUGUUAAGACAAUAUUGCCUGGUGGAGUUGCCGAUCGCGAUGGGAGAUUGCAAAGCGGGGAUCACAUUUUACAGAUUGGUGAAGUAAAUUUGCAUGAGAUGGGUUCAGAGCAGGUGGCAACGGUGUUGAGGCAGUCUGGGACGCAUGUUAGACUUAUAGUGGCGAGACCGGUCGAUAUAAGUUCCACGGAGUAUAAAUACUUGGGAAGUUCUGCACCUCUAGUGCCUACGCGACUUCUGCACGAUUGCGUGGAGUUGGAUCGUUAUUUAAUUCAGCAUAAAUACUCGGCGAUUUUCCACAAGGAGCAAGUAACUGAUUUGUUUCAAUACGAGCAAUCGAAGACUUACACGGGGUUGUCUAGAGUUCCAGCGUCGCCGUCGUUGCCUUUACUGAAUUUGGACAUGGCGAUGGUGAAGAUGCCGGAAAUGGAAAAGUUCGUGGUGGAGUUGAAGAAGGACGCGAAUGGUUUGGGGAUAACGAUAGCCGGGUACGUGUGCGAGAAGGAGGAGUUGUCGGGCAUUUUCGUGAAGAGCGUCAGUAAAGGAAGCGCGGCCGAUGUGAGCGGCAGAAUAAAAGUGAACGAUAGAAUCGUGGAAGUGGAUGGUCAGUCGUUGCAGGGGUACACAAAUCUGCAAGCAGUCGAAGUGCUAAGAAACUGCGGCAACGUGGUGAAGCUGUGCCUGGAAAGAUACUUGCAUGGGCCAAAAUACGAACAGCUUCAGCAAGCGAUUGCUGCUAGCGAAAUAAAACCGACUUCUUCGCCAGAAGUGCCACGAUAUCCUAAAGAAGAAGAAGAAGAUGGGAAUUUAGUUGUUAAUGGAGAUAGCAAGGACGAUUUGUUUAGCUCGAUAAUAACAACAACAACAACAACAGAAAAAGCGGUGAUUUUAUCGGAGGAGGAGAUCAAAUCGAGAUGGGAAAAAGUGAUGGGUAGCGAGACAGAAAUAGUGGUGGCUCAAUUGAGAAAAUUCGGAGAGAAAGGCGGAUUGGGAAUUAGCUUGGAGGGCACUGUGGACGUGGAAGAUGGCAAAGAGGUCCGUCCGCACCACUACAUACGCUCGAUAUUGGCUGAGGGGCCGGUCGGAAAGAACGCCACGCUGCGCAGUGGCGACGAACUUCUCGAAGUCAACGGGCACAAAUUGCUGGGAAUGAACCAUCACGAAGUGGUCAGCAUUCUCAAGGAGCUGCCCAUUAACGUGUGCAUGGUGUGCGGAAGAAACCCCAUCAACUUGUUCGAGGCGCAAGACAACUACGGCAACGGCAACGGCAACUACGCCGACCGAUCCCCUUUGACGAGAAGCCUGCACAAUUUGUUGCCGGCCUCGGAUAGACUGGUGAAAGCCAAGUCGGACGGUUCGUUGGCCAGCAGUAUAGCGGCCGCUGGGCCCUCCUUGGACAAUUCCUUCGGCAAAGUGAAAUCGCGAUCGUUGGAACCGCUGACCGGGCUGGCGAUGUGGAGCUCGGAGCCGCAGAUAAUCGAGCUGGUUAAGGGCGAACGCGGCCUGGGAUUCUCCAUUUUGGAUUACCAGGACCCGAUCGACCCCAACGAUACCGUUAUCGUUAUACGAAGCUUAGUGCCCGGCGGGGUUGCGCAGCUAGACGGCAGGCUCAUUCCGGGCGAUAGGCUGCUUUUCGUCAACGACACCGUUUUGGAGAACGCCUCGCUCGACCAGGCCGUUCAGGCGCUCAAAGGCGCCCCCAAAGGCGUUGUCCGGAUAGGGGUGGCCAAACCCCUACCCAUUCCAGACACCUCGGGACACACCUCUUUUACCGAACUCGAACCCCAUACUAGGCUCCUCGCAACGACACCUAACUAG
Brassicogethes aeneus is the source of this 2442-nucleotide messenger RNA. NCBI's taxonomy places the organism in Eukaryota, Metazoa, Arthropoda, Insecta, Coleoptera, Nitidulidae. The record is from the annotation of a GenBank genome assembly.